Molecule: messenger RNA, 255 nt
Organism: Opisthorchis viverrini
Lineage: Eukaryota; Metazoa; Platyhelminthes; Trematoda; Opisthorchiida; Opisthorchiidae
Exons: 2
Coding region: 1-255 (84 amino acids)
Source: RefSeq, a predicted model, not a curated record
AUGGCCAUGGCCUACAUAGGCCAGCAUAGCUGUAUCAACCUCAGCAGAACAGAGGCUACACCGCACCAAUGCCCAGCUGGUCAUCCGAACGGAGAAUACAUCUACUUGCCGCUCCCAGUGGUAGACACGAAGGUCUUCAUCGCUAUGCACCACCUGCAGAUUAGAACUGCUAGCGGUGCUUCGGGGACAGCUGAGUUAAAGACAAUGCAAGCAUCCACUGUGGUUAAGAUGAAUUGUUCGGAUUUCAUCGCCUAG